Bombyx mori (domestic silkworm) is the source of this 750-nucleotide messenger RNA. RefSeq lists its product as uncharacterized. The transcript is spliced from 5 exons. The record is from RefSeq and is a predicted model, not a curated record. Bases 197 to 706 code for a protein of 169 amino acids. Lineage: Eukaryota; Metazoa; Arthropoda; Insecta; Lepidoptera; Bombycidae.
CUUCACCGAUACUCUGGGCAUUUUAGACUUUUUUUUCAAUCACAUCACUCCAAAAAAAGAAGAGCUGGCCGACCUCAAAUUAAAAUGUGUCCCCGGACGUACCGUGAUCCGUAUUAAAGAAACACAUUCCUCAAAAGACAAGAACUCUAGUUCUGACGAAGACGAAGGUAUAGCCACAGAUACUCGAAAAUCGCACAUGACGUUUCCUGCCAAAGAUAACUCCUGUCAAAUGUGCGUCUGCUCCGCCGAGGGAAAAGAUGAAUACUGCAGUGAAAGACCAGCCGUGAAUGUCAAUGAAUGCUUAAUGAUGUCAAAGCUGAUGGAUAAUUUCCAUAGCUAUAUGCCUUUUGACCACAAGAGGAAUUUGGCAUUUAGGAUCAGAAGAGUUGGUGGAGAGCCCACAGGGAAGAAGUGUGUACCAUUUGUAUCUCAAUACGAUGAUUGUAACGCUGAGAACCAGUGUAUGGGUUGUACCAAAUGUACGUGCACCGCGCAAGGAACCUGGUCGUGCAAGAAGGAGAAGAGAUGCUCUCUUUUAGAACGAGAACCGGUCGACGAAGAAGACAUUGACAACGCUCUGCAGCUGAUGGAAAUCGAAAUGAAAAACGAAAGAAUGAAGCAAGCCAGUUCAUCAUCGAAUCCUCUAGUACCGUCACCUCCUAAACUGGAAGAUUUGGUCAUAGGUUACAUUAUAGCAGUAAAUUGAAGCACUAAACAGCACUUGAUAAAAUAAAGCACUUUGCACGUUUA